Molecule: messenger RNA, 1616 nt
Organism: Physella acuta
Lineage: Eukaryota; Metazoa; Mollusca; Gastropoda; Physidae
Source: RefSeq, a predicted model, not a curated record
AGCGUGAGUUAUAUUUAUUUUUAAAUCACCUCCCCUGGCAUACUUAUUAAAAUAUUCUAAUUAAUUAGUUAUUUCGACCAUAGUGUUAUGAAAAUAUAUUCACUUUUUCUAGGAAUCUAAAAAAAAUUAUAUUUGACAUUGAUCCGUUUAAUAUGUUUUAGCAAUGUGAGUGUAUUUAAUAUUUUCUUCACGUUAUUCGAAGGUGUUAAAACUGUGGCUACUAUAAAAUAAACUUAAGUCGGUAUGUAAGCAACCCUACUAUAUCAUUUAUAAUAAGACAAUGUGAUGCAAUGUCAAAGCACUACAUGUUACGAUAUUCGUUCGCAUCUCGUUCUUUGUUUGAAAACAAUGAUGGGGAAGCAUGAAGCAGGCGAUGAGUUGUCUAAUAACUAAACAGAAACAGACCCAGUUAAAAAAAUCUUCCAUGAAAUUCCUAGAGGAAAACCAAAAUCAGGCGUAUGUAGAAAGACGUUAGAACCCAGAGAUCUUCUGUCAUUAAACAGGUGAAAGCUAUGAAAACGACAUGGCACUCAGGAAUGAAAAAAAAGGUUAAAGGACAUACCGGAACAAUUGAAGACAGAAAAAGAUAAAGAAAAACAGCUUCGGAGACAGAGAAUGGAGGUUAACAAGAAGCGCAAGUUAGAGAACCAAAGAAAAGCAGAAAUAGUGCAGCCUAUAAAAAACACAGCAAAGAUAAAGAAAAUGAAGAAGAAACAUUUGAUGACAAUUGAAGUCAGGUGAUGGUUAAACAAAUAUCAACAAUGUUUAGGUAAAAGUAAUAAAGUUGUUUUGGUGGAAAAAUAAGGAAAAAUAAAAUAAAAAAUAAAAUAAAAAAUAAAAUAAAAAAUAAAAAUAAAAAAUCUCGUUUUUUGUCAUGGAAGGAACAACAGAGUUUCUGUCGUCGUUCGAUGAAAACCACACAAUUUUACAAUGCCUGGAACAAAGGAUGAUGUUGCUGUUGAGUCAGAAACAAAACAGACCACAGAGCCAAUUGUAGCAAAGACAGUUGAAGAUGUGAAAGGCAAGGCUGAUGUGGCUGAUGCUGAAGCAGAAGAACAAACAGAAGAAAACACAAAAACAGAAAAUUCAGAAGAAAAUACAAAUGAAAAUGGAGAAGAGACAGAAUCAAAAACAGAAGAAACAACAGCAGAAAAGCGAUCUGUAGAUGAAAAUGAAAGUGAAGAUGCGGAAGAUGAAAGUCCGAAGAAAAAAGCAAAGACAGACUCAAAUGAAUCAUCGAAUGGUACCACAGUAACAACUGAAUCCGCUUAGUUCUAUUAUAUAUAUAAUUUAUUUUUCCUUAUCAUUUUGAUUUUAAUCACAAACUUGUAAAAUGUGUUUAUCAUCAUGUUCAGAAGAAAACUGAGAUAUUUAUAGUCAAGUUGUACACUUCAUCAUGGUUCUCAUCAUUUAUACUGUUCUUAUAAUAAACAUCUUAAUGUAAAAAGAAAUGUUGCGAUAUUUAUUUUCAUGGUUCCAAAGUAUAUAGACUGACGGACUGACACACUAUCAGUAGCGUUAUAUUAAAGAUAUUCGAGAAAGUUUAGGGGAUAUCACUCCCGAUUUAUUUUAAACAUGAACAUUAAGGCGUAUUAUUUCGUUUUAUAAAAUAGAAG